AUCAUUAAAAUAUUUUCAGAUGGAAAGUUUCCAUGCCAAGGAUUUUCAUCUUCCCUCUUGAACUGUGAUUUCCUGAUGUCCUUAAAGGAUCAAGAAUGAGCCCAUGCACACAGUGUGUGCUAAAGAAAGAUUUGCACUGAAUUGAACCCUUGCAGAACGUGGACUAUUUGGAGACACUGAAUUUGUCUUGGGUGAUUCUUUGCCUCAAGUUGACCCAUUCAGCACUGCAUAGCAAUGGGCCAAAGGAAAAAUACCAGGGAAACAGUACCUGGGUGGAAGAUGAGAAAUUUUCAAUAUGGCAACUCAAAGACUUCAGAAAGCACAGUUAAACUUGAGAAAGUAAUAGAUGCUGAGAAUGAAGAGAUUUUUGAUGCAGUCCGGCAAUCAAAAUUUGUUCUAGAGAAUCUACGGCAUUACACAGUACAUCCAAAUUUGGCCCAAUACUAUGAGCCUUUGAAGACUACCACACUGCAGAAAUUCCUGGCUCAAAACAGGAAAACCACAAGCUUCAUGUUAAAAGUAACCGAGUAUGAUCAGGAUAAGACUUCACUGAUUAUGACCAACAACCCACUGCCUUGCCCCAUCAGCCAGCAGGAAAAGAACAACACACCACAAUAUUUUUCUCACGAGUUACUGCUCAAGGAAAUUCAUCAGCAGCACAAAUCCUCUGAGGACUUCAGCCUACCCCAGAUACCUCUGAAAAAAAUGUUAGGAUCUGGGCUGAAACCAGUCCUCCCUGUGACACUGUUGGGUGAUUCUACAACCAAGCAAGGACAGUGGUUUAGGUUUUCUACUGACAAGGAUUUUAAGACCGAAGGGAAAUAUUCAAAAGUCUAUGCUUCGAGGAAACAGAAAAAAAUGUACCCUCAGCUCAACUUCGCUCCAGUCCGUGAAAGAGUUUUCAAGAAGACAGUGAAUGGAAUGCCCACUUCCAAGACGAUUUGGGAACCACUAACGCUUUCAUCGCUCCUGGCAGUGAAGCCCACUAGAAUCGUGUCGGGGGAAAGUGCCUUCCGCAAUGGAAGGGCCCAGCAGUGGAUUAUCAGCAAAGCCAUAGUCCUUAAAUAAAGACACACCCUUCAGGCCUCCCGCCCCGCUCUCCUGGCGCAGGAACCUGCAGAAGACGCCAAACAGAUUAAACCACAUGGAUGCU
Molecule: messenger RNA, 1153 nt
Organism: Tupaia belangeri chinensis (Chinese tree shrew)
Lineage: Eukaryota; Metazoa; Chordata; Mammalia; Scandentia; Tupaiidae
Gene: TSGA13
Product: testis specific 13
Exons: 9
Coding region: 235-1068 (277 amino acids)
Source: RefSeq, a predicted model, not a curated record